GAGGGGAAGAGAGAGCGACAGAGCGAAGUGUGGGAGGCUGCAGGAUGAACGGAGGAUAACAAUUAAAAAAGUAACCAAGUAGAGAAGAGCGAAAGAGGAAUAGCAAUUUUCUAUCGCCGUAAACAGGAUGUAUAGAAAAUAUUUAGAUGGGAAAAGAGAGAGAGAAAAAAGAUGAAGAAUGAAACAAUGACAGAGUGCGAAUGAGAGAAUAAAGGAAGCAGACAGAUGAUUUAUUAAGAGAGAAAGGCAGUCAGUGAGUGUAGAAAUGCGAAAUCGUGAUAAUAUAUAAACAUAUUAUAUACAUAUAUAAUAUAUGUGUGUAGUGAAGAAGAAUCCUCAUGUCGAUGACUGAAACACACAUCAACAAGAAAACAAACCUUUAAAAUAAGUUAAUCGGCAGGCACCAAAUUUAUUAUUAAUCAAAAUUAAUUAAUUAAAGACCAACAAAAGUAGCCACUGCCCGAAUAUCCAGCGGCUGUUAUUGUAUCGAAACUCCAUAUACAACAUGGUUGCUCCUUCAUCCACAUCUAAAGAAAGCUUACCAUCAGAAAUGUCAAAAAUGAAGAAGUUUGAAAAAUCACUUGGCUUUAAGUUUUCAGACUUUUCAAGUCCUUCACGAUUUGUCAAUUUGUUGAAUCGACCAACUGAUCCUGCAUUACUUGGAAUGAUACGACUUCUUUUUGGGUUUAUUAUGCUGCUGGAUAUACCUCAGGAGCGUGGCUUAUCAUCUAUUGAUGAAAAAUACAAUGAUGCUCAAAUGUGUAAUUUUCCUUUAUUUGACUUCCUGAAGCCUCUUCCUCUUGAAUGGAUGUAUGUACUAUACUUUUCCAUGUGGCUGAGUGCACUUUUCCUGAUGAUUGGUUUCUGUUUUCGUUUAAGCUCAAUCCUUUUUGCUGCAAUCUAUUGGUAUCUCUUUUUUUUGGACAAAACCAAAUGGAAUAAUCAUUCUUACCUCUACGGGCUCCAUGCAAUUAUGUUUAUGGUUAGUGAUGCUAACCAUUACUGGUCUGUUGAUGGCUUUUUGAAUCCCAAGAUCAGAAAUACUCACGUGCCAUUAUGGAAUUAUACAGUAUUGAGAUUUCAGAACUUUCUGGUGUAUUUUUUUGCUGGAAUCAAGAAAAUGACCCCAGAAUGGCUUGGGGGUUAUUCAAUGAAGUCACUAAGUGAACACUGGGUGUUCAUGCCUUUUACAUUAUUUUUGACACCUGACCAAAUAGAUUUAUUUAUUGUACAUUAUUUUGGCUUUUUCCUUGAUCUCACCAUUGGAUUUUUUCUAUUCUUUGAUACAACCCGACCAUAUGCCUUUGUUUUUGGAUUGAGUUUUCAUUUAAUGAACUCGCAAAUAUUUAAUAUAGGAAUGUUCCCUUGGGCCAUGAUGGUCACGAUGACAAUAUUCUUCUAUCCUGACUGGCCGAGGAAAAUCUUCAAAAACUUACCAGAAUCCAUCUCCUUCCAGAUUCCAGAAGAUGAACCAAUCCAAAAAAGCAAUCAUUGUAUUUAUGCUGUAAAGCAAGAAAUUUCAGGUGAAGGAAACCCAUUGUCUGCAGGUGAUGGAGAAAAAUCAACAUAUGAUUCAAAAUCCAACCAAAAGCAACACAACCAUCCCCAGUAUUCUUUGCGCCAUAUUUUUUCCACUGCCUUCGCUAUCUUUUAUAUCCUGUUGCAGUUAUUCUUGCCAUUUUCUCACUUCAUUACAAAGGGUUAUAAUAAUUGGACAUCUGGUCUGUAUGGAUAUUCUUGGGACAUGAUGGUUCAUAGAUGGAACACACAACAUCUGCAGAUUAUGUAUGUUGAGCGAGAUACUGGAGAAUCAGGAUUUAUUGAUCCCAUGGCGUUUGCCAGAAGCAGUAAGAGGUGGCCACUUCAUUCUGACAUGGUAAAGCAGUAUGCCUUAUGUAUUGAAAACAGGCUUGAAAAUCUUGGUCUCAAGAAUGUUGAACUCUAUUUUGAUGUUUGGGUUUCUUUGACGCAACGUUUCCAACAACGGUUAUUUGACCCAAAUACUGAUAUAAUCAAAGCAGAUUGGCACCCAUUCAAAGAUACUCCUUGGAUAUUACCAUUACAAAACCAACUUGCCAACUGGCGAAAUACCAUGGACAAAAUUACCAGAGAAGUCCAUGAGAAUAAUUCAUUGGAAGAUGUAACAUUUAUUCUUGAUUUCCCAGGAUAUCAUCUUGAAAAUUUUAUUCCAGAGGAUCUUCUUAGGAAUCGGUUAACAGUGCUCGAAGGAUCAGUAAUCGUUGAGAUACCUGAGCAAGAAAAGAACUACACACUACACAAAGGUGAUGGUGUAAAGGUUCCUUCUGGAGAGUUCCAUAUCGUCCAUACAGUUUCAUCAGGUCCUGCAGGUUAUAUGUAUACGUAUCUCAGUCAGAAAAAGUGGAGUGAAAGCACGGCAACCUGUCCUCGGCUCAAAUGGUACCAGAAACUCCCACAAGAUCCACAGUUCCAUAAUCCAAACCUGCUGGAGACGUUUGUAAAUUUCCUGAAAUUAAAAUAUUUUAUGUUUUCCAGGAGUCUCACAUUAUCUCUAGGGGCAGUGAAAAGUAUUAUCAGUGGCCAGCCUUUUGAAAGAAUAUUGAAUGAAACCUAUGAAUAUGAAAAUACACAUGUUGAAAGAUCUGUGAAAAACCAUGCAAGACUAUUUCUAUGAAAUGAAAGUCAGAUGGCAAAGAUAGAAAAAUCUCUUAACAUUCUGUAAUGUCAUUUGUCAUAUAACUGCCAGAUUUUAUUAAAUCUCUUAUAAAGCUAUUUAUGAAAUUCAUGCUUGAAGUAAAAUUUUAAUAUAUAUAUAUAUAUAAAACAGAAUUUUGAACAAUUCUAAAAAUGUUUCAAAG
This is a messenger RNA of Octopus sinensis (East Asian common octopus), 2837 nucleotides long. Its product is annotated as vitamin K-dependent gamma-carboxylase. Gene Ontology annotation, molecular function: gamma-glutamyl carboxylase activity; vitamin binding. The coding region runs from base 506 to 2653 and encodes 715 amino acids. Lineage: Eukaryota; Metazoa; Mollusca; Cephalopoda; Octopoda; Octopodidae. Gene Ontology annotation, biological process: peptidyl-glutamic acid carboxylation. The record is from RefSeq and is a predicted model, not a curated record. The transcript is spliced from 16 exons.